Molecule: messenger RNA, 2402 nt
Organism: Podarcis muralis (Common wall lizard)
Lineage: Eukaryota; Metazoa; Chordata; Lepidosauria; Squamata; Lacertidae
Gene: TGFBI
Product: transforming growth factor beta induced
Biological process (GO): extracellular matrix organization; cell adhesion
Cellular component (GO): extracellular matrix
Molecular function (GO): cell adhesion molecule binding
Source: RefSeq, a predicted model, not a curated record
CUGCCGCCGCCCCACCCCCGAGCGCCGUCCCGCCGGAGGGGCCUGUCUCCGCCCCCUCGCUCCUCACGCCCUUAUUUAACUCCGCCGCGCAACAGGGGGAGCGGCUCACUCCGCCGUCCCGCCGCUCGUCUCCUCGCGCCGCACCGGGUCUUCCCCCUCCGUCACGAUGCGCUCGGGACUGCUGCUGCCUUUGGCCCUGGCUCUGUGGGUCAGCGUCUCUUGGGCUGCCACUCGGACCCCUUACCAGCAGAUCUUGCAUCACAGCCGGCUCCGGGGCAGGCAUCAAGGUCCCAAUGUGUGUGCUGUGCUGAAGCUCAUGGGAACAAACCAGAAAUACUUGCCAAACUGCAAAAUGUGGUACCAUAGGAAAAUCUGCGGCAAAUCAACAAUGAUUACCUACGAAUGUUGUCCAGGAUAUGAAGAAGUUCCAGGGGAAAAAGGCUGUCCAGCUGCUUUGCCUCUUUCCAACCUGUACGAAACACUUGGAACUGUUGGGGCCUCAACCACACAGCUCUACUCUGCCAGCUCUAACCUGAGUGCUGAAAUCACAGGCCCUGGAAGCUACACAAUCUUUGCCCCAACCAAUGAAGCCUGGGCAUCCUUGCCUGCCGAAAUGUUGGAUUCUUUGGUGAGCAAUGUUAACAUUGAGCUAUUAAAUGCUCUUCGCUACCAUAUGGUGAAUAAACGAGUUCUUACGGAUGAUCUGAAACAUGGAACAACUCUCCCUUCAAUGUACCAGAAUAUUGAUGUACAGAUCCAUCAUUAUCCAAAUGGAAUCGUGACAGUGAACUGUGCUAGGUUGUUGGAGGCUGACCAUCACGCCACCAACGGAGUGGUCCACCUGAUAGAUAAAGUCAUUUCCACAACAACAAACAGCAUCCUUCAAGUUGUUGAGCUUGAAGAGAAUCUUGAAACCCUAAGAACUGCUGUGGCAGCUGCUGGUCUCGACAGUCUUUUGGAAAGUGAAGGCCAGUUUACAUUGCUGGCUCCAACCAAUGAAGCUUUUAAGAAGAUCCCACCAGAAACCCUAACCAGGAUCCUAGGAGACCCAGAAGCUCUGAAAGACCUGCUGAGCAACCACAUCUUGAAAACAGCCAUGUGUGCAGAAGCCAUUAUUGCUGGUUUAUCAAUGGAAACACUGCAGGGGAACAUGCUGGACGUAGGCUGCAAUGGCGACGAACUGACUCUUAAUGGAAGGCCCAUCAUUGCUAACAAGGAUGUCAUCGCGACCAAUGGCGUGAUACACUUUGUCAACGAAUUACUCAUCCCAGACUCUGCUAAAACUUUGUUGGAGCUCGGGCAGGAUUCCGACGUUUCAAAGGCUAUGGACCUUUUUAGACGAGCUGGCCUCAGUUCGCAUCUCACUGGAAAUGAGCGGCUGACAGUUCUUGCCCCCAUCAAUUCUUUCUUCACAGAUCAGACUCCUACACCAGGCAGGAACGUGCUCCGGGAUCACAUUAUUAAAGAGCAGCUUUCCUCUAAAUACCUUUUCCAUGGACAGAAACUAGAAACUCUGAGUGGCAAGCAGCUGAGAGUAUUUGUGUACCGCAAUACUCUCUGCAUCGAAAAUGCCUGCAUUGCUGCCCACGACAAAAGAGGAAGAUUUGGAACCUUGUUCAGUAUGGAAAAGUUGGUGACUCCCCCUCUUGGCACCGUUAUGGAUGUGCUCAAAGCGGAUGAUCGUUUCAGCACUCUAGUGGCUGCCAUCCAGUCUGCAGGCCUCACAGAAACGCUGAACAGGCCAAGGUCCUUCACAGUCUUCGCACCAACAAACGAAGCCUUCCGAGCCAUGCCACAAGGGGCGCUGAACAAACUUAUGGGUAAUGCUAAAGAACUUGCCAGCAUUCUGAAGUACCACAUCGGGGAUGAAAUAUUGGUUAGUGGAGCAGUUGGUGCAGUUGUAAGAAUGAAGACCUUGCAGGGAGAUAAACUGGAAGUCAGCACUAAAAACCACAUCAUAAAUGUCAACAAGGAACCUGUGGCUGAAGCUGAUAUUAUGGCCACUAAUGGUGUGAUUUAUGCUGUGAAUACCGUUUUACAACCAUCAGCUUCCAGGCCUAAUGAAAGAAGUGAUGAGCCUGCCGAUCCAGCACUGGAAAUCUUCAAGCAAGCCUCUGCAUUAUCCAAGAUUUCCCACAGGAAUGUUCGAUUAGCUCCUGUGUAUUCCAGAUUGUUAGCCAGAAUGAAACACUAAAGCAACAGCCAUUCUGUAUAUGUAAAGCACAACCAAGGAUUCAACUAGCUUUUGCCAUUGGGUUGCUGAAAAGAAGGACUUUGUUUUCUACAAAACAACAACAACAACACCCACACAUACACACAUGCCACCAUGUAUUACACAAAGGUUAUGUUUUUUUCAACUGAAAUGAAGGAGAGAAAAUAAAAGCCAUAUAUAUUUAAACCAU